CCCACUUUGAGAGUGGUAUCGUCCUGGCAACGUUUAGUCACGACCCGGCGACAAGUGCGUCAGCGGUGACGUCAUGCGGCCCAUCCCACGCCGCGCGGCUCUGUGCGCUGACGUGGGCGCGCCGAUUUAGCAACAUGACAGCAUUCAGGGCGGAGAAAGGGCUCCGGAAGACAAUACCAACACAAUCCCGCGUGCAGCGAAGAUAGCACUACACCCGCCAGUGUCAGCGAGCAGCGCCAGCGAUAGGACGUACGAGUAACACGCUCAGCCCACCUGUUAGACUCGUACUACGUUCCCAUACCUUAUCUGUUACUACUACUACAGUACUAGGGUCUGUUUGGUUUGCGGCGUGUAGCAACUUUACAACCGUGUGUCAGCAUGUGUCAGACCGAGGAGGAUUACUCAGAUUCGAGAGACAUGGGCGACCUGUGCGAGCCUCCUGCCAAGAAACUUUGCGUCGAACGCCUGACGGAGGUCGACUCGACCGUAACUGUUAGACCAAAAGGUAUGGAGCCUAAUCUGACGCUGUGGCAGUUCCUGCUGGAGCUGUUACUGGAUCCGAAGAACGCCAAUCUCAUCGCCUGGACGUCCAACGACGGCGAGUUCAAACUGAAUAGUGCGGAAGAGGUGGCCCGACUGUGGGGUUUGAGAAAGAACAAGACCAACAUGAACUACGACAAGUUGUCGCGGGCCCUGCGCUACUACUACGACAAGAACAUCAUCAAGAAGGUGAUGGGGCAGAAGUUCGUCUACAAGUUCGUCAACCUGCCCGCCAUCCUGAAACCUGACGUGAAGCCGUCCCUCCACCCGAUCGCGCCGGACGUCGGGCGCUCCUCUCCCCACCAACAUCAGCAGCACAGCCUAGCGGCCAUGCAGGGGUACAGCAGCGGCGCCAACACGCACGCGCAGAACGCGUCGGUCAUGACGUCACAGCACCCCCACUCCUCGGGAGGAGUAGGAGGAGAGAGCGUGGCGCACCUGAGCGGCCACCACGCGGCCAUGAACACUGCAAACUUGAGCGUGCCCCAGCUGCACCUGUCCGCCGACCGCCCGCACCCGCGGCCACAUUCCCAGCCCUGCGCCACCCAGUCCGUGCCGGUCAGCCUGCAGUUCCGUACCGCCACGCCAGAGGCCCUCAGGCGCAGCAGCCCCCACAUUGCCGCCACCACCGUCUUCAACCCAGUCACCACCUCCAAGUCGUUCGAAUUCCACCACCAGGUGCCCAGGGCGUCGUCGGCGGGCCACCCCGUCGUGCAGAGCACCGCCGCCUCCACCAUCCACCGCCCGGCCGUGUCCCGUCACAGGCCGCACUUCAUCUCCAUCCCCAACAUCAUCAGCGUGGACUCCCCCAUCAAGAGCCCCACCCUGACCACCAGACCGACCGGCGCACCCGACAGCCUCACCACCACACACUUCAGCACCCAGACGCCCAUCAUGGUCACCUCGUCCCCCUCCCCGCUCAUCCCUAACCAGACCGGCACCCCGGUCAUCCCGCUCCACUUCUGGAGCACCCUGUCCCCCGCCGCCGCCCUCAGCCCCCGAUUCACCCCCUCCUCCAACCACUUCCAGUUCCCCGCCAUCACCGGCUCCGGCCCCGUGCCUGUCGCCAUCGGCGUCCCCGUCAACUCCUUCACGGGCGUCCCGCUGUCCCCCCUCAUCCUGUCCCCGGGAUUUCAGAAGGUCUACUGACUGACCGACGAGGACCAAAACAGGAGUGGACCAAGCAACUCCCGAUCCCCUUCCCCCGAAGCAACCCUCUAACACUCCAACCACACAACCUUCUCCAAAAACCGCGAUCUUUCGCAGGGAUGAAAAACUGAGCGCUGGACGCCAGUGAACUGAAUGAAUGGAAAGAAGAACUUUUUUCAUUAGCUUGAAUUUGCAAUUCAGUAGAUUUCGUAGAAUUUGUACAAGAACCGCGCAGGUUGUCUUUGGAACCACUCUUUGUAAAUUGCCACGAAAUUCCACGAGUGACAACUUUGAACACGUUGUUAAUGAGGACCAACUAGUAGGAGGGCGUUGUAAAGUCUACUUUUGCCAAAAUUAUUUGAGACAUUUCACAUGACUUCUUCUCAUAUUAGCAGCUUAAUUUGGUGGUAGAACUUGGACCACAAAGACGAUUUCGUCUGAGGCUGUUUUUUGUUUAUCGUUUGUGACCGUUCAAAGAACGAAGCUGUAUAAAAAAAUAUAAGUCUUGGAAUUCAGUCAAAGAAGUAACCGAGAUCCCUUUGUAAAGUUUAGACAACUUCAGACAUGAAAGUCUGAUACAAUACUCUUGCCUCAGCAUAGCCCAACCUGUUGAACUGCUUCUUUGACUGAGUUCAGAUAUUGUAUGUUCAUGUGAUAUUAAAAUGUAUUUAUAUAAGUUUUGUGCCGUUGAUAGAAAUAUUUAUUCUGGUCAUAUUGUAUGUUACUUUGUAAAAGUGAUGUAUCACAAAAUGAUCUUCGUCGGAUAUUUUAUGACAUUAUCCCGUAGUUAAAGUGAAAGUGACGAAUCAUUCUGUAAAAUUCUUCUGUGAUUUCAAGACAGCAUAUUUUUCUACUUAUAUCGUACUGUAAGAGUCGUGCCCUUGUUUGAGACCGUCGACUGAGGUUAACCCCGCUUUAGUAUCUCCCGUAUUUGUGUAGUAUUCAGGACUGACUUCUGGCCAAACGUGCCAACUUUGAUUGCAUUUUGGUAGUGAAAACACUUGCACAAACGAUCUCAGCAUACAUUUCCUUUAUGGUAAAGUUUGUUGAUGUUAAAUCGAAGGAGUAUUCCACAGAUAGAGUUUGACUUGGUCACCCAACGAUGGGGGUCCAUUCUGGUCUUGUUGCGACGCCUUCUACAUACACGAUUUUGUCAGGAGAAUAACGGGGUGAACGAAAAGCCAUGAUUUUUGGAUGGCGGAAAGCCUAGUGGUGUAAAAAGUGCACGCAGUACGAUGGGGCAUUUUGAAAAUAUUUGUAAAGCUCUCCUUGCUAUUGCUUGAUAUAAUAAAGACUUUUAUGACGUA
Molecule: messenger RNA, 2996 nt
Organism: Branchiostoma belcheri (Belcher's lancelet)
Lineage: Eukaryota; Metazoa; Chordata; Leptocardii; Amphioxiformes; Branchiostomatidae
Product: ETS domain-containing protein Elk-3-like
Exons: 4
Coding region: 379-1689 (436 amino acids)
Biological process (GO): cell differentiation; regulation of transcription by RNA polymerase II
Cellular component (GO): nucleus
Molecular function (GO): DNA-binding transcription factor activity, RNA polymerase II-specific; sequence-specific DNA binding
Source: RefSeq, a predicted model, not a curated record